Messenger RNA from Cyprinus carpio (common carp), 1620 nucleotides. Its product is annotated as doublecortin domain-containing protein 2C. Gene Ontology annotation, cellular component: microtubule; microtubule organizing center. The coding region runs from base 180 to 1343 and encodes 387 amino acids. NCBI's taxonomy places the organism in Eukaryota, Metazoa, Chordata, Actinopteri, Cypriniformes, Cyprinidae. The record is from RefSeq and is a predicted model, not a curated record. Gene Ontology annotation, biological process: intracellular signal transduction. The transcript has 10 exons.
AUUUCACUCCGUUACUAUGGAAACUCGUCCAAACAACAUCUGGCUGCCUCCCAGACAACGAUUCAAACAACUUUGAACAACUUUCGGUUGUGGUUGCUAACGUUGCGUUUUAUUUAUAUAUUUAAUUUGGGCUUGUCAGCACCUCCCCGUGGAUUACCGCAGAGCUGUUUUAGUUCAUAAUGUCUGCGCAUCCUCCGCCAACCAAAACGGUUAUUGUGUUCAGGAACGGAGAUGCUUUUUAUCCCGGCCGAAAGUUUGUCAUCAAUCAACGGCAGUCAUACACUUUUGACAGCUUUCUGAACACGGUCACUCGAGGCAUCACAGCUCACUUUGGGGCAGUGCGAAAUAUUUACACCCCUAACAGGGGUCACAGGGUGGCUAAUCUGGAGCAGCUGGUGCAUGGAGAGAUAUAUGUGGCAGCCGGAGCAGAGAGACUCAAAAAAACGGACUAUCGUCAUAUAACAACACAGAAACCUCCGAAAAAGAAAAGUGAACUGAUCCAACCUGUAGUUCACAGCAGAAUAAUUGUCCCAGCUCGAUGGAAGAGAAUCAGUAAUGAGUCGUGCAUCAUCAAUGUUUUUACCAAUGGAGAUAUCUUGGUUCCUCCAGCACGGGUGCUGAUUCCCAAACACACGCUUGCUAGCUGGGAAAACGUAUUGGCCAUGGUGACCGAGAGAGUUCACCUUCGCACUGGAGCUGUGCACAGAUUGUGCAUGCUGAAUGGGAGGCCUGUAUGUGGAUCGUAUGAGCUACAGAACAACCACUAUUAUGUUGCUGUAGGGACAGAGAGGUUCCGGUCUUUGCCAUAUCAUCUGGCCCCAAGCAAGGGAGUCAUCCACAAUAUCACCGAUGUGGUCAACAAUGGCAUUCAUCCAGUUCUAAAAAAAGAAAAACAAGACAGAACUUUGUUCGCAAAACCAGGAGUGGACAGCGCUGGCUCUGUUUUUUACGCCAAACAGCCCAGGCAGGGUUUGAAAAUCCCAGAUCUCUUUGCUACGGCAGAAAAAAGUGUCUUCAGAGCCACCAAAAAAGGGAAGGAGGCAGUAGUAGCAUCUGAAGUACUGGAAGAUGAAAAUAUGAAGGUGGAUCUUCCUAUUGAACAGAUGGAAGUAAAAGAAGUUGAGGAGGAACAAAACUCCUACAAAGACUUCAAAAACCAUCAAAAUGCAGCUUUUUCAACAAGGUCAUCCCCUUCCAGAACCAAUAAGAUCUCAGAAUAUACCUCAAGUAUGAAAGAGUCAAGAGACCUCCAACCCAACAGCCAUGGAGAGAGCAGGGACCAGUCAUUAGAUCAACAAGAACCAAAAGUACGAAGCUCACAACUCAUGGAAAAAUGCAACUGAACAUACGAAACAUAAAAUAUCUUUGAUUUGUACUCUUUUAAGAUGCUUAAACUUUUGUCUGCUAAGACAGGUGUUUACAGUAAAUUGUUUUUUUUUUGUUUGUUGUUGAUUUUAAUCUGUUGACUAAAAUUUAAGCGUACAAAAUAACCGUUAGUAUUGGUUGUCUCAAAACAAUGUUGUUGUUUUGAGACUUAUUUUUUGACAAUCAAACAGAAACAGAAACUGCCAUUUUUUCCUUAUGCAUAAUGUGAAGGCCUUUCUCACCUAACAAAAUUAU